Messenger RNA from Chondrus crispus (carragheen), 263 nucleotides. RefSeq lists its product as hypothetical. Bases 1 to 165 code for a protein of 54 amino acids. The record is from RefSeq and is a predicted model, not a curated record. The transcript has 2 exons. Lineage: Eukaryota; Rhodophyta; Florideophyceae; Gigartinales; Gigartinaceae.
AUGUGCACCGUCCCCAUGGCCACGGCUACAAGCCGUACCGCCCCCAGUUCAAGUGCUGCUACAAGCCGCACUACGCUCCUCCCACCUAUUAGGCACCUUUCUCUACUGUUGGCGUUACUACUAGCAGGUGUGGGUCAUGAUAAGAGUGUUAAUUCCUUCCACUAGGAGUCUUUUGUAUUCUUUUUGAUACAACUAUAAUUGGUGGUGAUUAGGAUCAAUGAAAGAUGACGUAGCCUCAGUAAAAUAACCCAAGUUGACCUUAA